Messenger RNA from Schistocerca serialis cubense, 1187 nucleotides. RefSeq names its product serine/threonine-protein phosphatase 2A activator-like. Lineage: Eukaryota; Metazoa; Arthropoda; Insecta; Orthoptera; Acrididae. Gene Ontology annotation, biological process: mitotic spindle organization. The transcript is spliced from 8 exons. The record is from RefSeq and is a predicted model, not a curated record. Gene Ontology annotation, molecular function: protein tyrosine phosphatase activator activity; peptidyl-prolyl cis-trans isomerase activity. Gene Ontology annotation, cellular component: nucleus; protein phosphatase type 2A complex; cytoplasm. Bases 172 to 1065 code for a protein of 297 amino acids.
CACCAACAUCUCUACUGCUAUACCACGUGACUAUUGGCAAAACAAUGGUGGUAUCCUGUUGUGCUUACGGUUGUACCGAGCGUUUUGUGAAGGGAAGUAACAUUAAAUUUCACGUGUGUUGAUGACCACGAGUUUAUUAUUCCAACACAGACGGUUCUGUGCCGAGAGGACAUGUACGUAUGGAGAAGAUCACAAACAUGUCAUGACUAUUUUUUGUUUAUCACAUCACUCAAUGAGACAAUUAAAGGAAAACCACUUUCAGUUGACUGUGAAAAGUCUCCAAUCGUACAUGAAAUAGCUACACUGCUGGCAAAAAUUGAGGAGUGGAUUGAUCAACAUGUGCCUACUACCCUGUCUCUUAGAGGAAGAAGUGAAGUUUUUAAGAUAUGGCAUGCCAGACUAAAGAAUGAAGCAAAUAGACUUCUUUCUGAGGCUUUACCUGAAGAAUUUUACAAUAGUGUAAUGGAAAUUGUGGUGUACUUCAUGGAAUCAUUUGGAAGUCCAGUUCAUUUUAACUAUGGCCCACGCCAUGAAAUGUCAUUUGGAUUGUUUCUGUGCUGCCUCAUCAGGAUUGGAGCACUUACCGCAAAAGAUCAAGAGGGAAUAAUUACUGUUGUGUUUGUCAGUUACAUAAAAGUGAUUCACAAAUUGCAAACCACGUAUGGCUUGAGAUAUGCUCGGAGACAUGGCGUCUGGCAAUUAGAUGAUCCUAUGUACCUACCAUACAUAUGGGGCAGUUCUCAGCUCAUAGGUCAUCCACAUGUUUAUCCCAGCUCUAUUAUUGAAUCAGAAUGUGUAGAUAUGUAUUCACAAGAUUAUAUGUUUCUGGCAUGUGUAAAACAUAUCAAUGAGAUAAGAGCUGGCAGUAUUGCUGAACACUCCAUCCAGCUGUGGAAUCUUAGUGGUGUUCCUUCGUGGCCCAAAAUAAAUGAGCAUCUACUUAACAUAAGAUACCGGGAAGAUGUACUGGGGAAAUUCCAAAUCGUCCAUCAAACACUUGUUGGCUCCUUGAUGACAAUGCAGCCAUGUGCAAGAGAGCCUGAAUGGAUGUUUAAAUUUUUUUGAAUGACUUUAGGCACAGUUUCUUAAGAAUAAUUAUGGAAAUACCAGAAUUGUUAAACUAAGCUUUAUUGCUUUCUCAGUGCAUGCAGCCUUAUCUUUGGAGCCCAAAGAGAUUGUGCAAUAAA